AUGCUCCGCGACGAGCUUCUCCGGUCUAAGAACGAUGAGAUCGCAAACUGUUUGUUGUCGCGCAAGCGAAAACUGACCGAGUUGUAUUAUGCGACCGUGGGUUUUGAGGGCGCGACCGCCGACGCUCUUUACCAGCGAAAGGAACAGGCUUUCCUUGAGGCCAACGACCUCUCCAAAGGUCGUUACUUCGACGAAGCUACUCUACCAUCGCCAAACCAUGCGCGCGCACGUUCUCCAAGCAUAAAACCUGUCGCAUCUGCCGUCUCAGACUCUAAGGAUCAUCCUGCCGCUGGGAUUAAGUCUCCACCGACUGUAGUCGACACCAUCCUACCGUCCGCAUCCGCAGCCAGUCCGCAGGCGAAACCCGUAUUAUCUCAACCCGGAGUCGCAUCAUCUGCAAAAGAUGAACUGGCUUCUUCUGUGUCUGUAAUUAUACCGAAGGCUUCUCAGGGUGCGGAUGUAUCGACGCCGACAGCGCAAUCCAAGCAAGUCGGCGACCAAAAGGCAAGCGCAUCAGUGCCACAGAUUCCGUUUGGCUCCCAAAUCCGCGAUGGAGCAGAAGCCAAGAUCUCCUCCGGCGCAGCGAGAUCUGAAGCGACGAACGCGACACCCUCGCUCGAUAUUCCUAAAUCUCUUCCACAAAAUAAACACGACUCCCGACCUUCUCAUACUCUAGGCCCCUCAAACACCGAACAACCUCUCUCACCCGCUUCAUCUAUCGACCCCUACUCGAAUAAUACACCUGUUCCCAUUGCAGCUUCACCUGACACGAGCCCCGGCGAGGAAGUGACCGAUGUGGGUCAAAUUGAUCGCUCGAGUCUGAAACAAAUCAGAUCUGUGCGCCCGCGUCCCGGCUUGGUUCCUGCGACCCCGGACGAACAAUUGCGGCUGGAGGAAGCACAGUCUUUGAAGCAGAAGACCGGGGAGAGUGUGACUGACACCGGGUUCCCUUCGUCGAACGAAGUCAUUCAGGAGAGUGUUGGUCCUGGGGCUGACAGGGAUGAAAUGGAUGUUGACAAAGAACCUGCUGCCGGGGACACUGAGUCUAAACUUCCCGAUGGAAAGGCAAGCUUGUUGCCAACCGAGCAAUUGUCUGAAGGGGUCCAGUCCAACGGUGAUUCCUUCGAGACACCUCAUAAGAAGCCCGUCGCUAUCCCGUCCAUUCACCCUAGCUCCACACAACCGGAACGCAUGACUACUCGAGUUUCCUCCGGAGCCAUUCGACACAAGUCCGUUUCCGAAAUUCUCGGGGAGACACCGAAAGCCUUGACUCACGACCGAAGCCAUGGCGACGAGACACCCGACAGCGUUGCGCGGAUGCGCUUCAAGGAUCGCAAAGACAGAGAGAAGGAAAGAACUAGGCUCUCGACCGUUGUGUUCCCAAAGCAAACCCCGAUGCAGCAAGAAAAGGCGGAUUCAUUGGAUCUUGUACACCGGGACGCCAGCGAUGCCGUCUCGAAGAUGAAUGAGGAGCAGGACUAUCUGUUCACUCUGUUUUUGAACAGGGCAUAUGCUCCACCUCGGGGCAGCCAUCUCAACACCCUUCUCACAUCCGCCCACAAGACUUUGUCAACCUCAAAUCAUCUCCUCGAAUACCAAGAGCAAAUGGACUGCCGUACCCUGCGCCGAAUCUAUGCACUUCAAAAUGCGAAUCGCUGGCCACUUCGCCAGAUGAAACGAUCAAUGGAACCUCCUCGUCAGGGAUGCCAUUGGGAUGUUCUUAUUGAUCACAUGAAAUGGAUGCGGACGGAUUUCCGCGAAGAGCGAAAAUGGAAGAUUGCCGCGGCGAAGAGUUGUGCUGAUUGGUGCUCAGAGUACGUCAACAGCGACCAAGAACAUAAAGCGCUGCUUCGCGUGCAUGUGAAGAUUCCUACACCGAUUACCGCAGCUCAGGAUUCCCUAAAGAGUGCGGCUUCUCCAUCCGAGGAUACCGGCGACGAGGCUGUUGUCGCAUCUCAUCCCACACCUGAUCUAGUUCCAUCUGCCGAGGAGGAAUCGGUCAGCGAUGGUUUUAAUGAAGAGCCGCGCCAUGAUUUGCAUGAUACGGUCGCCCCUGCGGCUAUCUUCUCCCUGGGUUCCGACGAGUUUAACUUUUCAAUCGACAUGACCGCCGCUGCCGAGAAGUUGCUAGAUGAACUCCCACUUUACGAACCAGUCCGCAUCGCUCCGGAGACCCAAACGCCAAAAUUUAAGCAACCCCCAGAUUCUGUUUGGAAAACAGAGCUUCUCCCGGUAUCGAAGUUUGCCUCCGCCAAGAUUUCUUUCCACGAUGAUGAGCGUCCUCGCAAACGAAGCCGAUAUGACUAUUCUCAGUAUACUUCGGGCUUGGAUAAUUGUAUCACCGAGAUUCCUCCAGAGCAGACUAAUGUGGCUCUCUUCCGACCCGAGAACAAACAAAUUCGUGACCGCAUUCAUCCCGGUCAUUCGUUCCGACCUCCAACCGAGCACCCGAUGCCGUCAGUUGGAUUUUUCGAAUGUCGACAGUCGUCACAGUGGACCAUGGCAGAGGAUGAUGAACUUCGCCGUCUGGUCAAAGAGUACUCUUAUAAUUGGUCCCUAAUCUCCAGCUGUCUGACUUCUCCAUCGAUAUUCACAUCUGGAGCUGAGAGACGGACCCCUUGGGAAUGCUUUGAGCGUUGGGUGGGACUUGAGGGUCUUCCGGCAGACAUGUCCAAGACGCAAUACUUCCGAGCCUAUCACCAGCGACUUGAGACGGCUCAGCGAACCGUGCUGGCACAACAACAGGCUGCCCAACAGCAACAGCAACAGGCCGCUAACAAUGGCCAAGUUCAACAGCAUAUUCGCCGUCGGACUACUCAGCCUCUGCGUGUGGACCGAAGGAGAUCUUCUAGACACCUUGCGUUGCUUGAUGCUAUGCGUAAGCUGGCCAAAAAGCGUGAGACCAUGCUGCAAAAGCAACAACAUGCUUCUCAUCUUGCCUCUUUGAGGAAGGCCAACGAAGCUAAUCAGCCCAAACCCCCCUAUCUCCAUGAGCGAGAACAGAAGUUGCAGGAGCGCCAAGAGCAAUACCGCCAGCAGAUGAUCGCUCAGCAGCGAGCUAAUCUCAACGCUCAGCGUGCUGGUCAGAUGGCAAGUCAGCAACAACCACAGCAGCCACAGCAAAUGAUGAAUGCUCAGGGUCGAACUCCCGGCAACAUGCCUUCGAAUUCUACCAACGUGGCUAUCCCUAACGGCACCCCCCAUGGGGUGGCUAGUAGUAUCCAGACAGGUGUGAGCCUCAAUCAAAACCGCACACAGCCUAUGCAGGGCCUACCGGCUGGUGCUACGCCUGUUAAUGGUCAAAUGCAAAAUAACGCCAUAGCCAUGAAAAUAAUGCCCCAAGGUCAAAUGCAACCGGGUCUUGGUGCGAGGCCCACGCUGCCCGUGCAGACCUCCCCGGAGAAUGAUCGGAUUGUGCGAGAAGCCACCCGACUGCAGGAACAGCAGCGUGCUCUGCAAUCACGACAGCAGACCCAAGUGCCUCAGCAAUCAGGCCAGCCUCAGCAAGCUACUCAGCAGUUCCAUAACCAGCAGUUUGCGCAAGGCUCCUCGAACCUCAAUAUGCCGAACGGCCCUAAUAAUCCUGCUAUCAUCGCAGCCAUGCAAGCCCAAGGAGGAAUGCAAAGCUCUUCGUUCCACAGUGGGACACCACAAGGUGUCUCGACCCCGUCGCCUCGCAUGGCCCAACCCAACCCUCUCUCGAGCGGUGUUGUUCCGACCAUCAGCACCUACCAAAACCAAAUUCAACAGGCCAACCCAAAUUUGCCUUUGGAACAGGUGAACAAGAUGGCCACGGAUCGCCUCAACGCGUAUCGACAGCAGCGCAGCAUCUCCCAACAAGCGGCUAUGAACGCAGCUGCGGGCGGCAUGAACAACGUUCAGGCCAACUACCCGGUCCCGCAUGAUGGCAACUUCCAAACUCCACCUCAACCUGGCGUGCCAAAUGGCAACCCGGCAAUGCAGGUUCCUCAGAACCAAGGCUUUUCACCGAUGAUGCGGGUUCCCCAGGCCAAUCAACAGAACAGGGUCAACGUCAACAGCUCGCCAGCCAUGAACAGCGCCGUUUCUCAAGCCAGCCGCAGCGCAACACCCCAAACACAACGCAGUGGCAGCGCACAAGCUGCGGCAAUGCAAGACUCCAACAAAAGCCCACACCCUCCAGCGGCCCAGAUAGCGCGUAGCUAA
This is a messenger RNA of Penicillium maclennaniae, 4185 nucleotides long. RefSeq names its product MYB and HSA domain protein (gene eaf1). Lineage: Eukaryota; Fungi; Ascomycota; Eurotiomycetes; Eurotiales; Aspergillaceae. The record is from RefSeq and is a predicted model, not a curated record. The transcript has 4 exons. Bases 1 to 4185 code for a protein of 1394 amino acids.